Messenger RNA from Helianthus annuus (common sunflower), 2040 nucleotides. Its product is annotated as protein NLP7. Gene Ontology annotation, molecular function: DNA-binding transcription factor activity; protein binding. The transcript has 5 exons. The record is from RefSeq and is a predicted model, not a curated record. NCBI's taxonomy places the organism in Eukaryota, Viridiplantae, Streptophyta, Magnoliopsida, Asterales, Asteraceae. Bases 77 to 1948 code for a protein of 623 amino acids.
AGCCUAUUAUUAGCGACAGCCUGUGGGGUUCGUUUGUUCAACGUGAAGCAACAGAGUCAACUGAUCGACUUGAGAUAUGAGUUCAGAAAUAGAGCUCUCCGAAUUCCUUCAAAACUUUUCUCCAAUCUCUCUUCACCACAAGAAAUCUAAAUCUGUUAGAAGUCCAUGGGUAUUUUGGAGUGAAUCUGAAGGAUAUGAAUCUUCAGCUGAUCUUGGGACUCGGAUGAUUCACUACAAGAUCAAAUCUGCAUUUUCUGAAAUUUUUAUCCCAUGGGAUAUGAGUUUCUUUGGUCAGUUUUGGGUACCUGUAUCGAUCGGCGGGAGACGGUUACUUUCAACUUCAGGUCAACCAUUUGCCGUCGGUAGUCUUUCCAGCUAUUUUGCCAUGUAUAGACUAUAUUCUGAGAAAUAUAAAUAUAAUAUCGAUGCGAAUAACCUUGACUUUGAACCGGACCACAUGAUCAAAAGUGGUGGACCCGCCACUACAUUCCUGAAUCGUCAAACAUCUAUAAAUGAAGUCCAGAGGUUUCUAUCGGAGUCGUAUGAUUAUGAUGAUGAAAGAUUGAACUUUUCUGUUAUGGUUCCUAUUUGUUUCCCGUCUCAAAGCAAUUGUAUUGGUGUUCUUGAGUUUACUACGGGCCACUGGGAAAAUAAUUUGGCGUGUUUUCUUUUUCGUACGGUUGAGGCAAUAAAGAAAGCUGGUUUGGACGUGUUUUAUGUACAAGAUCUUAUACCAUACAAGACUAUAAAUGGUCUCGAACUUGCUAAGGACCAUAUCAAAGAGGCAUUGAAGGUUGUUUGUGAAUCACAUAACUUAAUUCUAGCUCAAGUUUGGAUCGCUUACGAGAAUAAAACUAAUGUGCCCCUUUCAUUUUCUUUGGAGGACACCCAAACAAAGCGACUGUUAGCAAUCAAAUUGGCUGGUUAUUUUUAUGCUGUAGAAGGCAAUCGAUAUGAUGAUUUUGAGCCAUACUUUAGAUUUGGUGAUGUAACUCCUCGUGCAAUCGGGGAGGAAUUUCCUCUGGUGACACUUCAAGAUUAUGAAUCACACUAUACGUCGAAGCAUCGGUCUGAUAUGCUCAUGGAUUGGGGUAGUGAAGACUUUUAUGAAACCAGUGGUUUUGCAAUAUGCUUGAGGAGUAGUGACACUAGUGAUUAUAAAUAUGUGUUUGAAUUCAUAUGGAUCAAGCAUUCAAACUAUAUUAAUCUUUUAGAGGCCCUACUCUUAACAUUAAAAAGGUGUUUGCCCACAUUUAAGUUUGCUUCUGGUGAAGAAAUUGGUAACGAAUUAGAUGUACACAACGGAGACAAUAAAUCUGAAAAGUUCAAGAUUUUUCAAGGAAAAAGAUCAAUGGUUGUGGACUACAUAGCACCUUCCAAGGUGAUGUGCAAAACAACUCCAAAAGUAUUACCUCGACAAGUCAUUGAGAAACAAUUUGGAAAAACAAUGAAAGAUGCUGCAAAAAACCUUAAUGUAUCUAAAUCUACAUUGAAACGCAAGUUGAGAGAACAUGGCAUCUGGGAGUGGCCAGGACCAAAUUUUAUUCAGAGAAAAAAAAAUGAUUCGUCCAUUAUUCAAAUCAACCCACAUGAAGAAGACAAUAGGGCGAUUCAGGUGCAAUCAACCAUCAGUUUAAACCAAAAUAGUCUGACUAUAAAAGCAGAGCUUGCAGAUGAUAUUAUCAAAUUUCGUCUCCCUAUAUUGCAAGCAAACUUUGUAACUGUUGAAAAAGAAAUUGGUAUGAAGUUCAAUUUGAGUCUCGGGACUUAUCAGCUCAAGUAUCGUGAUGAAAUUAUGGAGUGGAUACUAUUAAGAUCUGAUGAAGAAAUGAGUUAUUGUAUUGAAAGUUCGAGAAAAAUAGAUCAAAAUGAAGUUCGAUUGCGUGUGGUACCAUCAACACAACCAAUAUCCGGUCCUAGUUGCUCCAACGGAAUCUGUUCUACAUAAUGAAUGUGUCCAUUUUCUUUAUUUCUUUGAAAUUUUCAUUUAUGUGUCUUUAUUUCAAUCAAAAUGCGAGCAUUUGUAUAUUUCUUGGUGAA